Molecule: messenger RNA, 324 nt
Organism: Manihot esculenta (cassava)
Lineage: Eukaryota; Viridiplantae; Streptophyta; Magnoliopsida; Malpighiales; Euphorbiaceae
Product: glycerol kinase
Exons: 2
Coding region: 78-314 (78 amino acids)
Biological process (GO): glycerol-3-phosphate biosynthetic process; triglyceride metabolic process; glycerol metabolic process
Cellular component (GO): mitochondrion
Molecular function (GO): glycerol kinase activity
Source: RefSeq, a predicted model, not a curated record
AUGAUGCUCGUGGGGUUUGCAUUGGGAUCACAAGAUUUACAAAUAAGUCUCAUAUUGCUGGUGCAGUACUUGAAAGCAUGUGUUUUCAAGUUAAAGAUGUAUUGAACUCAAUGCACAAAGAUGCAGGGGAAAAGGGUGAAAACAGGAAUGCAAAGGGGGAGUUUUUGCUUAGAGUGGAUGGUGGUGCAACUGUUAACAACCUUCUGAUACAAUUGCAGGCGGACUUGUUGGGAUCCCCAGUUGUGAGACCUGCUGAUAUAGAGACAACAGCUCUUGGAGCGGCCUAUGCUGUUGGUUUGGCUGUGGGGAUUUAGGAGGAGAUAU